Molecule: messenger RNA, 963 nt
Organism: Medioppia subpectinata
Lineage: Eukaryota; Metazoa; Arthropoda; Arachnida; Sarcoptiformes; Oppiidae
Source: the annotation of a GenBank genome assembly
UUUAAUUGAUAAUAACUUUUAUAAUUUAAUUCAAUUGAAAUGUAUAGAAAGUGUUUGCAAUUAUUGGCCAAAAUAAUGGCCGAAAACAAAGAACAAGAAGUAAUUGACAUAAAAGAGGAUAAUUUGGAUGAAUUAGAGGGCGAAUCGUGUGAAGACGACAUCGAUUUAGACAAUAAUAACCAAAAUAAUGACCAAAAAAUAAAACAAUGCGACAGUAAUAAGGGAUUCACUAUAUUUGGCUAUUCGUGGCGACAAAUAAAGUGGCGAAACGUUGUAUUCCUAACUUUGAUGCAUAUUCUGGCCGUUUAUGGUUACUAUCACUGUAUAGUUGUGCCCAUUAAAGCACUUACCGUCACAUUUAUCUAUAUAAUCUCAUGCGCUUCGGGAAUAGGCAUUUUGGUGGGCUCUCACCGUCUAUGGGCCCACCGGUCGUUCAAAGCCCGAUGGCCUCUACGGGUUGUACUCAUGAUUCUGCAGACAAUGGCCGUAAACGGGAGUGUAUUCUCGUACGUCAGGGACCACCGGACUCACCAUAAAUGGUCGGACAGUGUGGCCGAUCCCAAGAACUCUCAACGAGGUUUCUUCUUUGCUCACAUGGGUUGGUGGCUCCUCAAGAAGGACCCCAAAGUGGUUCAAUUCGGCCAAAAACUGUCCUACACUGACCUCAUGGACGACCCGAUCGUGAAGUUUCAGCACCGCUUCUACACACCGCUGGCCAUUAUCUUCUGUUACAUUCUUCCGACACUCGUUCCUCUGCUGUGGAGCGAAGACGUGUUGACGGCGUUUGUCUCGUGUGUCGGCAUACGAGCGGUGGUUGUGUUGCACCACAUGUGGACAGUGAACAGUAUCGCCCAUAUCGUCGGCUCCAGGAUUUACGACAAACAGCUCAGACCCACAGAGAAUAAACUCGUGGUCUAUAUGUCAAUGGGCGAGGGCUCACACAACUAUCAUCACGCUUUUCCC